AGAUGAUCUGCAUUUAGCAGUGAGAAGUGUGGUGAUGAGUGAGAUAUUUUAUACGGAAAAAGACGCAGGUCCCAAUAAUGCAACACCGGACACAACUCCACCGUCACGUUCUCGUCUCUAUUCCCAAACUACCGUUCACGUGUCAGCCAUGAAUUUCGCAUUGCUUGUUUCCUUGCCGUGACACAAAUAGCGAGAGCACCACCGCUCAAUCUCACAUUCACCGCUACCGCAACACUCCACUUCCAACUCCUCAUUUUCGUCUUCAUCAUAAUAGCACAAUCCAAUCGAUCACGUCUUUCACUUCUCCACCCACGAUGCCCCUCCAGCCAUUACUCUGCGGUUCAAAAGUCGCAUCUCAAUCCACACUUUUCGCUUCGGCGUUUUCCGCCAGAAACAACGCCGGCCGCUGUUCGUUCACCGGAAAUUCGUCAGUCCGUGGCGUGAGGCCGGUGAGGUUUAUGAAGCAAGCAUCGGGAAGCAUAACGAGCGAUGAACAUGGAGUUUUUAGCGAGGUUAGACAAUGGAUCGUUCCAAACACAGGACACCUAAUGCUUAUGGCGGUCGUGCUCAAGAAGGGGUUCUUGAGGAAGAAUCCUCCAAAGUGAUAGAGAGCAGACCAUCAUGGAAAACUUUCCCAGGCAAGGCAUUUCCAUUGGGUGUAUCAGAAGUUGACAGUGGCAUCAAUUUUUCUAUUUUUUCUCGACAUGCAACUGCUGUCACUCUUUGUUUGGUCCUUCCUGAGAGGGGAAGUAUAGACACAUUGAGUGGUGGCAUGAUAGAAAUGGUAUUGGAUCCUGGUUUGAACAGAACUGGGGACAUUUGGCACAUUUAUAUUGAGGAUCUUCCUCGAAGCAAUGUUCUAUACGGAUAUCGCAUAGAUGGACCUCAAGACUGGGGUGAGGGGCAUCGAUUUGACAGCAGUGUUGUGCUUGUUGAUCCUUAUGCAAAACUAGUUGAAGGCCGAAGGUAUUUUGGGGAUAUUAGCAUGAAGUUGUCUAAGUUUCUUGGCACAUAUGAUUUUGACAGCUUGCCUUUUGAUUGGGGAGAAAAUUACAAGCCUCCAAAUAUUUCUGAGAAGGAUCUUGUUAUAUAUGAGAUGAAUGUCCGUGCAUUUACAAAUGAUGAAUCUAGUGGUUUGGAUAGCAGCAUUCGUGGUAGCUAUCUCGGUGUGAUUGAAAAGAUUCCACACCUUCUAGAGCUUGGUAUCAAUGCAGUAGAAUUGCUGCCCGUCUUUGAGUUUGAUGAGUUCGAAUUCCAGAGGCGUCCAAAUCCCAGAGAUCACAUGAUUAAUACGUGGGGUUAUUCUACAAUAAAUUUCUUUUCUCCUAUGAGUCGCUAUGGUAGUGCUGGUGGAGGAUCAGUUAAUGCUUCUCGAGAGUUCAAAGAAAUGGUUAAAGCCUUACAUUCUUCUGGUAUAGAGGUUAUUUUGGAUGUGGUCUACAAUCAUACUAAUGAGGCUGAUGAUGCCAAUCCUUACACUACCUCAUUUCGUGGCAUAGAUAAUAAGGUUUAUUACAUGCUGGACAAUAAUGGGCGAUUGCUGAACUUCUCUGGCUGUGGAAAUACAUUAAAUUGUAACCAUGCUGUAGUUAUGGAGCUAAUUCUUGACAGCCUAAGACACUGGGUCACCGAAUAUCACGUGGAUGGAUUUCGAUUUGAUCUUGCAAGUGUCCUUUGUCGAGGAAUUGAUGGCUCCCCCCUUAAUGCCCCCCCGAUUAUUAGGGCAAUUGCUAAAGAUGCAGUCUUAUCAAGAUGUAAAAUUAUUGCAGAGCCUUGGGAUUGUGGAGGUCUUUAUCUUGUUGGGAGUUUUCCAAAUUGGGAUCGGUGGGCUGAAUGGAAUGGGAAAUAUCGUGAUGAUGUACGGAAAUUUAUUAAGGGUGAUUAUGGUGUAAAGGGGAGCUUUGCUACUCGUGUUGCUGGGUCUUCUGAUCUUUAUAGAGUGAACAGGCGAAGGCCAUAUCAUAGUAUUAACUUUGUUAUUGCACACGAUGGAUUCACCUUGCGUGACCUUGUUUCAUACAAUUUGAAGCACAAUGAAGCCAAUGGGGAAGGUGGAAAUGAUGGUAGCAAUGAUAACUUUAGUUGGAAUUGUGGUUUCGAAGGGGAAACUGACGAUGCUAGUAUAAGAGCUCUGCGAUCACGGCAAAUGAAAAACUUUCACUUGGCACUAAUGAUAUCUCAGGGUACACCAAUGAUGCUUAUGGGAGAUGAAUAUGGUCAUACUCGCAAUGGAAAUAACAAUAGUUAUGGGCAUGAUACUGCCAUAAAUAAUUUUUUGUGGGAUCAGUUGGAUGCCCGGAAGAGUGAUCACUUCAGGUUUUUCUCGAAGGUGAUAAAGUACAGGCAUGCACAUGAAGUAUUCAGCCAUGAAAGUUUUCUCAGCAAGAAUGACAUAACAUGGCAUGAAGACAAUUGGGAUAAUCAUGACAGCAAAUUUCUAGCAUUCACGCUUCAUGCCAGGAGCGGGGCAGAUAUCUAUUUGGCAUUUAAUGCUCAUGAUUACUUUAUCAAAGCUCUGCUGCCCACACCUCCACAAACGAGGAAGUGGGUCCGUGUGGUGGACACUAAUCUGAAAUCACCGGACGACUUUGUUCUUGAUGGUGUCCACAGCAUAGAAAACACGUAUAAUAUAGCUCCAUACUCCUCCAUUCUUCUUGAGGCCAAGUUUGACUUUGUAUUAAAAGGAUAAGGGAAAAGCGGAUCAGCUGCAGUUUAAGGGGAACAGAGGCGUAUGAGGAAAAUUUCACAUCUUAUCAUUUCCGGAACGGCACAAGGCAUGGAGUUAGGUAUAUUGUUUAUAUUGUAAAUUUCGUUUGAAUGGAAUAAAUGCCCUUUCUUUAUAGAGUUGGAAUAAAUGUCAGUAAUUGAUAUUUGAAUCGUGUAACGUAAUAACUCUUUUAAUUGUUUAUUAUUUUUAUGAAAAAGAAAUAUCAUAAGUCUCAAAUUUCCAUCUUAA
Molecule: messenger RNA, 2956 nt
Organism: Vigna unguiculata (cowpea)
Lineage: Eukaryota; Viridiplantae; Streptophyta; Magnoliopsida; Fabales; Fabaceae
Gene: ISA3
Product: isoamylase 3
Biological process (GO): carbohydrate metabolic process
Molecular function (GO): hydrolase activity, hydrolyzing O-glycosyl compounds
Source: RefSeq, a predicted model, not a curated record